This is a messenger RNA of Entrophospora sp. SA101, 408 nucleotides long. NCBI's taxonomy places the organism in Eukaryota, Fungi, Glomeromycota, Glomeromycetes, Entrophosporales, Entrophosporaceae. The record is from the annotation of a GenBank genome assembly.
AUGUCAAACAAACCUGGUGGGAUUAUCUUCGAUCACUUUGGAAAAUCCUUAAAACUUUUGAAAAAAAAUUAUCAAAAAGAUGCUAAUGAUAGAAGGCUUACAAGAAGAAGAGAUAAAGUAACAACAACACAUAGGCGAUUUGGUUUCAGUAUAAUGACAACUGUUAAUGUAAAUCUGAGAAAAGAGAUAUUAAAAGAAAAUAUAAAAAUAAAUUCAUAUGGAUUCGAUGAAAAUGAAAACUUUUAUCAUUUGAAUAUUAGUGAAGGUGGUCAUGUAGCUGGAUUGGAUCCAGGUCGGAAGUAUUUAUUUGUAGCUAUUUAUGGUAAUGAGAAAAAAAAUUACAAAAAAUGCUCAACCAAAGGAUGGUAUUCAUUAGCAGGAUUUACUAGAAUUAGAAUAAGAAAGUAA